Molecule: messenger RNA, 1107 nt
Organism: Periconia digitata
Lineage: Eukaryota; Fungi; Ascomycota; Dothideomycetes; Pleosporales; Periconiaceae
Source: the annotation of a GenBank genome assembly
UGCUCUUGUUGUCCGGCGAUGCAGGUGGCGGGGGUGGGGCAGCGGAGGGAGUGGAAGAAGCCGAAGCCGAAGACGAAGUUCUGUGGCAUUUUGCCAUUCGUUGGCCUCUUGGUCGAAGAUAGCCAGGGGCUCCUUAUCCGAUCCGCCGGUGAUGAUGAUGGUUUUGAAGUCACUUUGGGCAAGGGAGUAUGCAGAACGAACAGCAGUUGGGGCAUUGGUUCCGUUAUAAGCAGGCCAGUCCUGCAUAGUAAGACGUUUCGUCUUGCCACCUCCAAGCUUGGUACCAGGAGCCGCAGGUUUGCCGUCCGCUUGCAUCAAGGCGAGGUUGGUAAUCUUGUUGGGGUUCUGGCUCGCGUCCAAGAUUCCCAAGACCUUGCUCUUGUCAUCGCCCGUAACCAGACUAUACUUGGUGGCAUCCAAAUUCGGUGGAUCGCUGAGAGUGGUUUGGAGCUUGUUCCACCUUUGGUCCUUGGAGAAGGUGUGCAUUUCGACAUUGGGUGAUCCUCCCACUAGAGCGCCUCCAAGCAUGAGAGCGGUAUCCUCGUCCCACUGGACCAGUUGCGGUUUGGCCAGAGGCACAGGACCCUUGUCGGCAUUGGUGCGGUAGGGUGGGAACAGAUCGAUGAGCCAAGUCUCGGAAUUGGGGGUCGGGUCGUCUAUUUGGGUGCCCGAGUAGACGAGGAUGGAGUUGGCCUUGUUCAGGUAGGCCACAGCAUGAUUGACGCGUCCCUUGGUGACGAAGACGUCGGGUCGCAGCCAAUCCCACUUUUGAGUAGCGAAAGUAUAAUGCAUCAAGCCAGGGUAGUUCCAGUCGGCGGCGGUUUCGUUCGGUUUGCCUCCUACGACAUACAACUUUGCUUCAUCGAUAUUGCCGUUGGGGACUACUUUGACGCACUGCGCGCCAGUCAGGGAGAUGUCGGAAGGCAGCGCCUUCCAAGUCUCGUUCUGGCCGAGGGUGAGGACCUGGAAUCCCUCGGGGGAAUAAGCGUAGAGCUUAUCAUCGUGCCAGACGGAGCAAUGGCCUUCCAACUUCCACUUGGGCUUGGGGAUACUCAUGGUGGCAGCGGUGUCGGGGUAUGAUAUAAAACGAAUGUGAAUGCAACGUUC